This is a messenger RNA of Microdochium trichocladiopsis, 3618 nucleotides long. RefSeq lists its product as uncharacterized. The record is from RefSeq and is a predicted model, not a curated record. Gene Ontology annotation, molecular function: GTP binding. Bases 61 to 3516 code for a protein of 1151 amino acids. The transcript is spliced from 10 exons. Lineage: Eukaryota; Fungi; Ascomycota; Sordariomycetes; Xylariales; Microdochiaceae.
CACUGCUCGAGACGGUAGUCACCCACAAGCGGCUCAUCCACGCCCCUGAUCCAUCUCUCAAUGGCAUCUUCACUGGUCCGCAAACCAGUCCCUUCCCCGCAGAGCAGCACUGAUGUCUUUCGCCAAGACCAAAGGGUUCAUCACCCAGCGCCCGUGGGCUUGGGUGCGGAACCAAACAGCCCCGUAAAGCGAGUCGUUGCUUGCGUCGAUGGCACCUGGUACGACGACAACGGCUGCUGCAAUACCCGCUUCGGCAACAACAGCAAUGUCUUUCGCCUGUGGGCCUCCAUCCGCCAGGGCACUUUUGUGCACGGCAACAGAUCGGUGAAGCAGGUCGCUUUCUAUGAAUCCGGUACUGCGUAUGCGAAGCGACCAGUUGACAGCUUCAAUGAUGCUGUGACCAGUGACGGUGUGGUCGCGCAAGUUGACAAGAUCUUUGAGACGUGUGCGACCCAGCUGUCGGAUGGCACAGACGAGCUUUGGCUAUACGGAUUCAGCCGUGGUGCUUACGUUGUCCAAGCUGUUGCCGAUAUGAUACACGACCUAAGUCUUGCGGCCGGCGAAGGCCGCGAGCAAUAUGAUAAUCGAGUCAAAAAGCUGGGGGCUGCACGACGGGAACCUGCUGCAAAGUUGUUCGAUUACCUGCAAUUCAAAGGACGUUCUGGCCAGCCUGCUAUUCAUAUGAUCGGGCUCUUCGACUCGCUCAAGGUGUCUCAGACGAAACAUGACAAAACUUUCUAUCGUUCUAUUGGGAGCAUCCGUCAUGCUUUGGCCCUGACCGAAACCCGGCGAGCAUUCCAGCCCAGCCCGUAUGGUCCUUUUGAAGAUUCUCAGGACAUAGAGAGUCGAUCUAUCAUUGAAGCCUGGUUCGUCGGUUCUCAUGCCGACAUUGGAGGCGGCCCCAGAUAUGAUGGACUGGCGCUCUAUCCUCUUCAGUGGAUGAUGUCGGAAAGUAUUCAGGGCGGUCUCAUCCUUGACGAUCAUUCCCGCGAACGCAACCAGACCAUCACCGAGGACCCCUACAGUCUCGUUUUCCCAUCAGUGCCCCAGGGGGAUAACCAGGAAACACGGCCGAUCAAGUCCUGGGAAUUUAGAUACACUAAUGGGAUUCAUCUCGAGAUGGUCGAUCUUCGCGCCACACACAGACACGGAAAUAUCAAAGCGAGUAAGGGCAAUGUCCUGAAGAAGAAGCCUAGACUCACAAAGACCGUGUCAAAGCCAGAGACCAAAAAAGAGAGUCCCCCCAAAACAGCCGCAACCCUCACCAAAGAAAAGCCAAAAAGUGGUUUCAAAGGCUUGUUCUCGCGGAAAAAAAAGUCUGCCAACAGUCCGCAUCCGCAGCCACCAGAAUCUCUUGUCACCGAGGCAGAAGCGGAUCAAGAUGGAACAGAAGAGCUCGUCAAGAACCCCGGUCCGCGUCCGCAUACUGUGCAGAUUAACCCAGGUGCAGCUCUUCGCAGCCUGAAGUCGGGCGAUCGAGUAGUCUUCAAGGGAGACAGGCUUAUUGGUUUCAUCGAUGAUGCCCCUUGUGGAGCUGUGAUACACCCGUCCGUCUUUUUUGUUCUCGACCUUUACAACCGGCUUGGGAUUGGGGAGUCCUUAGUACCAAUCAACGAUGCGCUCGACACCUUCCGUAAAACAGCGUUCAUGAAGCGCAAGAGAGACACGCUUGACCCUUGGAUUGCGGAGAGCGAGCUUGGUGCACUGGGUCGUGGGGCCUUGAAAGAUUGCCGCGUCCUUGUCUGUGGAAGAGCUGGUGUGGGCAAGUCGACCCUCAUCAACAAGGUGUUUGGCUUUCCCGUGACCCAGGAAUCGUACGACGAUCACGGUGUACACGAUAUAGAAGAAGGUUUUGCUCGAGAUACUUUCCCGGGCCUGAUUGUGCAUGACUCGAAAGGAUUCCAGGGCGGUGCCACAGAGGAAGUCGAACUGCUUGAGAGAUUCGUCAAGAAAAGGGCCUCCGAAGUAGACGCUUCAGAAAGACUCGAUGCCAUUUGGCUCUGCAUUGAUGUGCCAUCGACGAGGACCAUCCACGAGGCCGAUCGCAGGAUAUUUGAGGUACUGGACCAAUACGCAGCGUCUGUACCCAUUGUGAUCGUUCGCACGAUGAAGGAUAGGUUCAUGAACGAGCAUCUCAGCAUUUCUCGCCAAGAACUGAGACAGUCUGGCGUCCGCGGAGAUGAUCUCGACCGUCUUUCAGAGGCCAGAGCCGAAGAAGCUUUUGCCAGAGUGCAGGAGGAAGACAUCAACAAAUUGGAGAGAAGCUUGAAUCUUGCCAAGGAUUUUGCGCCAUUCAUAUACGUCGCGCACAACGAUGAAAACUCUAUUCGAGAUUUGGUGAAGAAGACAAUCAGCCUUGUACCUGACGAAGGCGCAUGUCUGAAUUUGGUUGCGGCUCAGUUGGUGGACGUGGGUGAGAAGAUCAAUGCGGCCAUUGAGGAAUCAGUACGUCUCCUGAACAUAUCGAACUACACGGCAAUGGCUGGAAGCACACUCAUUUUCGGAGCGACUGUGUCGACGCCAACAAUCUCUCACGUACUGUGCCACAACGUCGUAAAGUGCUUUGGACUGACCGAUCUCAAGUCCGAAGAAAUUGAGAAGCUUGCAGACCAGGUGCUCUGGAGCAACCUUGGCAAGUUCCUGCGUCAGAACAUUACCACAACAGUGCUUUUAUGGGGUACAGCGGCUGGUCUGACAGUCGCUAGUGGUUUCGGUGGGAUACCAUUCAUGGCGGGCAUCCCAUUCGCCGCUGUGCCACCUGCUGCACGGAUGGUCUUAAAGUGUGCGUGUGAUAUCAUAUUGAUCCUCACCGCGAUCUUUGACAACAAGGGCAAAGCGGUUAUGCGUGAUGAUUUUGAGCAUGCAUCGCGGAGCUACUCCACUAAGCCAGCCAAGAACGGACUCUCGGUCCGCACAAGAGUCCACCGCGACGUGGAUGCCCUCAUACCAACAUGGACUUUUAAGCUUCAUCAGCCUCUGAAAGUGACAACCAUGCGGACAGAGUUGCGGCGAAUGGUGCGAGAAAACAGAUUCUCCCUGGAGCCUAACAUGGGCCAGAGCAGAACCAUCCCGGCACCAAUUCCAGAACCCGGCAACGGUAUUACAGACCUGCAGGCGCUUCGAGACUGGAAAGAAGCCGAGGCCGCGUCUGAAUUGCCAGGCAGCAGCCCUCUCUCCGAAGACCUGGAUCAAUGGCAAACCCCGGAGCCGGCUCCUCAGCUUUCCGAACUCACUGGGGAGACGGCGGCUCCACCAUUAUACUCGGAACCAGAGUUUAUGGAGAACAAGGUACUGAUCAGCGAUCCGGCACUGCGCCGGGCCAAGGAUAGAUUUGGAUCUGGCCAACUCCCAGAGCCACUGGGUGCGGGACAAGCGCAACCAUUGUCCAGUAUCGAAACCCAGACUGCUGAGUUGCCAGGCAUUCCAGUGAUGAGGCCCGUGGAAUUAUUCGGGUCGGUACCGUCGGCUACUUCGAUCCGUCGCAAGCCUGUGGGAGGAAGUAACACCAUGUCAUGAGGAGAGACACAGAUAUUGUGGCCUAUGGUAUCAGAGGUUCGGAUGAAGAAGAUACUGUUUCCCCGCGAGGGCCUUGGUGAUUCCACCGUGCUUGUACUUGCG